AUGGGCGUCAUUCUAAAGGCUUUAAACAUAUUUACUGCCAAGUUCCCCGAGUUGAGGAUCCUCCAAGCAUCAUCGUUCAUCAAAGAGUAUCAGACCGUCAGAACCAAAGAGGGCAAAGCAUUACUCGCCACGACUCUUGCCAUCACGAGAAAGCAGUGUUCUAUAGUCACAGGAGAUUGGAUAAGAGGACUGAGAAGCAGUGACUCAUAUGCCACGUAUGCAUGGAGUACAUUGUCCGAUGCUAUCCUCCAGCCGCCAAAGGUACAAGUCGUGCAGGCUCUGCUCAUCUUGACAUUGUAUGAAUGGGGUGUACGCGAAUAUCACAAAGCUUGGAUGCACUGCGGUAUGGCGAUACGCAUCAUGCAAUCUCUUCACAGCUCCCGCAUCAGUCCCCAUCCGCUAGACGUCUCCCAGAACAGCGACACGGACGCCAUGGCCAUAGCCGUCGAAUCAAGAACGUACUGGGCCUGCUUCAUUAUGGACUGUACCAUUAACUCAGGAACGUACAACCCGCGCAUGCUUCCAAUGUCAGAAAUGCAGAAGCUCAAGGUGCCCCGACCACUCAACUACACCGACUUUGCCUUUGGCUUCGACGCUACAUCGCUGAAUUACAGUGCGGGUGAUUUGUCUGGUCUUGCACAGGGUUUCGAGUCAAUUGCGCUCGGAUUCGAUAUAUAUGCUCAAGCCAUGUCCUUUGUAUUUAACAAUGGGCGAUGUGCACCAGGCAUGUGUGCAGCUGAGAAUUGCCCAUGGGUUCCUAGCUCGCCAUGGUAUCAGUGUCGAAGUCGGUUAGAGGAGUGGAGGAAAAGCCAACAUGAGAGGCUUUGGUAUCCACAACAUAGUGUCGUUGUGCACAUGACGCUUGGUCACGGUGAAUCGUUUAUCUACCUGAACAUGCUCUACUACCUAACUGCCAUCAUGCUUCAUCGCGAAUACUUCCCCUUCUUACCCAUCGGCGACAUGACACCUCGAGGUCCCGUUGACCCUCCACUCCUUGAAGCAGAAGCACCGCCAGGUUGGUGGGACGAAAGUGCUAAAGAGUUGUUCCAUGCAGCAGAGCAGAUUACCUGUCUGCUACAAGAAGCAUCAGAGUGUGGGAUCCCAUUGAUGACACCUUUCUCUGGAUUUUGUGCUUUCACGGCAUGUUUUCUAAACCUCUACGUGUUCCGAUAUCCCAGGAUGAAUUUGGGUCGCAGUAAAAGGGCUGAACAGCUGAUGAAUUGGGGUCUCGAGUAUCUCGAAGAGUUCCAGAAUGCCUGGGAGUUGGCAGGUGGUUGGAUAAAAACUAUUCAAAACUCAUCUCUUCUGUACAAAAGAGCUACAGAAGACGAAGGACGAUAUAGAGGUCGGUCUAGAGCUGAUUUCGAGACUUUGCAUCAGUCGAUCCACGAGUAUCGUAUCGUGGAUAGAUCAGAUCAGCAUUUACAACAGAUCAGCCACGCAGAUCGAAACUCUUCAAGAAAAGAGGAUGGCAUAAAUUUUUCAGCUUCAACACAGGGCCAGACCGUGAGCGCAUCUCUGAAUGCCUCUUUGUCUGUCCCUGACCCGUUUCCGAAUUGGUGGUCGAUGUUGCAGGAAGUCGAGUUUACAGAUAUUGGGAAUCUAUGGAAUGGACCACGUGAGAUGUAA
Messenger RNA from Fusarium poae, 1629 nucleotides. RefSeq lists its product as uncharacterized. Gene Ontology annotation, molecular function: zinc ion binding; DNA binding. The transcript has 4 exons. Gene Ontology annotation, cellular component: nucleus. Bases 1 to 1629 code for a protein of 542 amino acids. The record is from RefSeq and is a predicted model, not a curated record. Gene Ontology annotation, biological process: DNA-templated transcription. NCBI's taxonomy places the organism in Eukaryota, Fungi, Ascomycota, Sordariomycetes, Hypocreales, Nectriaceae.